This is a messenger RNA of Anoplopoma fimbria (sablefish), 14328 nucleotides long. RefSeq names its product periaxin (gene prx). Gene Ontology annotation, molecular function: protein binding. Gene Ontology annotation, biological process: regulation of RNA splicing. NCBI's taxonomy places the organism in Eukaryota, Metazoa, Chordata, Actinopteri, Perciformes, Anoplopomatidae. Gene Ontology annotation, cellular component: nucleus; costamere; cytoplasm. The record is from RefSeq and is a predicted model, not a curated record.
AUGUGUGAGUGUCUGCGUGGAAUAUUCCGAGUCACCUGGACGCCUUCCUCCAAUGCAGACUCUGACAGAGACCUAGAGGACAGCCAUGUUUUCAGCCAGACCAGAGAUCCAGCCGUGAAAGACAAAAGGCGGUCGCCCCCCUCUAGCAGAUCCCCCUCCGCCCAACAACGCAACCCUCACCACAGCGGCUCCGCAGACGAACAGGAGAGCCCAGAGAGAGUGGUGCAGAAGGAGAAGCUCCAUGCAGAGCUGAAGCAGGUGUUGAGUCAGAAGAGAAGUCAUCUGAGAGAGUCGACCUGCCAACUGGCCCAACCAGAGAUGGACUCAGAGCCCACGGACGAGCAGACAUGCGUGGAGGAAGCCUCCCAAUCAGUGGAAAUCGUGGUGGAGACGGAGGCGGAGGCCGGAGCCAGCGGUUACAGUGUGACUGGUGGAGGACAGCGAGGGAUCUUUGUGAAAGACGUCCUCAGAGACUCACCAGCCGCCAAGCAUCUCAGUCUACAGGAAGGUGACCAGCUGCUGAGUGCCAAGGUCUACUUUGACAACGUGAAGUAUGAAGACGCUCUCAAGAUCCUUCAGUGUGCAGAGCCGUAUAAGGUCAGCUUCCAGCUGAGGAGGACCAUCCCUGAAGCAGAAGUCUACGUGCGGCCUCGAGUUCCAAGUGUGGAGGUCAAGGGUCCCAAAGCCAAGAUGGCCAAAAUGAGUGUGAAGGGCAGCAAACCGUUCAAGGCCAAGAAGAAGAGAGGUGGUCGUUUUGGUCUGAAGAGGCUGAAGGAGAAGCGCAGAGAGGAGCUGGUGAUAGAGGGAACACCCCCAAGGCCGGAGAUGAGUGACGUAGACGUGGAGUUCUCGCUCCCAAAAUUCAAACAGAGGAAGAGCGCAAAGGAUGAAGCAGAAGAAGCAGGAGGAGCAGCCGCCGUGGAGAAGGCAAAGAGGAGGAUCAGGUUUCCUCACAUGAAAACAAAGGGUUGUGCUGGAGAAGACACAGGAGGAAAAGUGGAAACGGGACGACUCGAGGGACAGGUGAAUAUCUCUGCACCUGAGAUAACUGGAGCUAAAGUAAAAACCAAAGGAAAAGGACACAAGUUUGGAAUCACAUUUCCUAAGACAAAACACACAAAGUCAGGCUCAGUGUUGGAAACUGGAUCUGUGGAGCUGAAGCCUCCGGGUGUGAACAUCCAGCAACCAUCAUUGGAGUUCAGUUUGUGUGGUGAUAAAAACACGGACAUGGAGAAGGCAGGGGUUAAGAUUAAUGCUCCUGAUGUGGAGUUUGCACUCCCUUCAGGAAAAGCUGAGGCAUCUUUGCCCGCUGUGAAGGGAAAGGCAGAAAUCAAAGCUCCUAAAAUCAACAUCAAAGGAGGAGCUGAUGCAGAGGCAGCUGUGGGAAAAGUGGAUGUAGACGUAGGCAAAGGAGAUGCAAAGUUAAGAAUGCCGAAGUUGAAAUUGCCCAAAGUUAGACUCUCACGUCAUUCGGAUGAGAUAGAUGGUGGCAUCAAGGUUAAAACCAAAGGAAUGAAAUUGCCUCACGCUGACAUAACGCCUCCAAAAGUAGAAAUCAAAGGAGGUUGUGAGAUUGAUCUCCCUGAGGCAAAUAUCACCAAACAGAAGAAGGAAGUCGAUCUCUCAGGAAAAGCUGCAUCUAUUCAAAUGCCUUCUAUUGAUAUUUCUAUACCAAAAGUGACCGGAAAGUCUGACGUGGAAGCUGCACACCCAGAGUUUGAAGGAGCUGGGAAGACAGCAAUCAACAUGUCUGCCUUUGCCAUCUCUGUGCCUGAUGUUGAUUUGGAAUUGGACACCAGACGCCGAAUUCCUGAUGAGGUUGAGGGCACUUUCAAAGGGCCCAAAAUCUCUAUGCCAAAGGUUGAUAUCUCAUUGCCAAAUAUUGGAUCAUCCAAAGGUGAUAUUGAAGGUCCAGAAGGUGGAGGGAAAUUAAAUCUACCUUCUGUAGACGUCUCUCUCCCAAAGGUGAAAACAGAGGGUGGAGAUGUGGAUAUGGAUUAUUAUGUUGGUGGAGAUGGGAAGUUCCAAUUGCCUGAGUUUGACAUAUCUCUUCCAAAGAUUAAGUCACCAGAAGGAGAAGUAAAUAUGAAAGGAGAAGGUUUCAAGUUACCCAAAGUAGACCUGACUCUUCCCAAAGGCAAAGCAGGAACAACUGAUAUUGGAGGAGGAGGAAAAUUUCAGUUACCAUCGUUUGACAUCUCUCUCCCUAAAAUGAAGACAGGUGAGAUGGAGGUUGACAUCAAAAGCCCUGAAGUGAAAGGGGGUCAAUUUGAAAUGCCCACACUUGACAUUUCUCUGCCCAAAGGCAAAAUGCAAGGACACAUUGAAUUAGAAGGGACUGCAGGGAAAGGAGGAAAAUUCAAAAUGCCUACCUUUGAUGUUUCUCUACCGAAGCUGAAACAACCAGAGGGACACAUGAACAUAGAGUCACCAGAGCUUGAGGGUGGGGGUAAGAUUCAGAUGCCUUCUUUUGAUAUAUCAAUGCCCAAAGGAAAGAUGGAGAGUGACAUUGAAAAAGAUGCAUCUGUAAAAGGAGGGAAGCUCAAAAUGCCCUCACUUGACGUCAAACUCCCUAAAAUGGGGACAUCUGAGAUUAAGGUUGAUUUACAAGGACAUGAGAUAAAAGGAGGGAAAAUUGAGGUGCCAUCAGUAGACAUUUCUCUACCAAAAGGUAAAUCCAAGGGUGAGGUUGACUUUGAGGGACAAGGUGGCAAGUUUAAAAUGCCAUCAUAUAAUAUAACUCUUCCAAAAAUGAAGUUGCCUGAGGGAGAGGUUGUUUUGGAGGGACCUAAAAACAAAGGUGGGAAGAUCAGGAUGCCUAAUGUCGAUAUCUCUGCUCUCCAAGGAAACAUAGAGGGAGAUUUGAACAUUGAUGGCAGUGAAUUGAAAGAAGGCAAAUUCAAAAUGCCCUCUUUAGACAUUUCUCUCCCAAAAAUGAAGCUACCUGAAGGAGAUGUGAAGCUAGAAUACCCCGAACUUCCAAAUGUUGACAUUUCACUCCCCAAGGCAAACAUAGAGGGCAACAUGGAGCUUGAGGGCAGUGGUGGUAGCGGUGCCAGGUUCAAGAUGCCAACUUUUGACAUCUCACUUCCAAAGAUGAAAACCAAGGAGGGAGAGCUGGAUAUUGAAGGACCUGAAGCCAAAGGUGGAGCAAAGAUCAACAUGCCGUCAGUCGACAUCUCUCUUCCUGCUAUGAAAUCACCAGAGGGGGAGGUAAAGAUUGAAGGUCCUGGAGCCAAAGGUGGAAAGUUUCAGAUGCCUUCUUUUGAUGUGUCACGACCAAAGAUCAAAUCAAUGGGGGGUGACAUUGAUGUUGAAGCUGAACUGCCUACAGUUGACAUCUCUCUUCCAAAAGGAAAAGGAGAGGGUAAGAUAGAUAUUGAGGGACCCACAGGAAAGGGAGGCAAGUUUAAGAUGCCUACAUUUGAUGUAUCGCUACCAAAGAUGAAGAUGCCAGAAGGAAAUAUUGGCCUUGAGGGCCCCUCAAUUGAUAUCUCUCUUCCAAAGGGGAAAGUAGAGGGUGACUUAGAAACUAAAGGUAAAGGAGGGCAUUUUCAUAUGCCUUCAAUUGAUGUUUCUCUCCCUAAAAUGAAAUCAAAGCGAGGUGACAUCAACAUCAAGGGACCACAAAUCAAAGGUGGGGAAAUUAAAAUGCCGACUAUUGACAUCUCAACCCCACAAGGGUCAUUAGAGGGUGAGAUCAAUGUCGAAGGUGAAGGAAAAGGAGACAAAUUCAACCUGCCGUCUGUAGACAUCGCCCUCCCUGCAGCAAAAUUCCCUGAAGGAGAUGUACAUUUUCAAGGGCCGAAAGUUAAAGGUUUGAAAUUUGAAAUGCCGAAAAUUGACCUCUCGCUUCCUAAAGGAAAAGCACAGGGAGACAUUAAUAUUGACAUUUACACUGGAAAAGAUGGGAAUAUUGAAAUACAAUCCUAUGAUAUUGGACUUCCUAAAGGAAAAGUCAAAGGUCCUGAAUUUAAGGGAGGAAAAAUCAACAUGCCAGACAUUGACCUGUCACUCCCCAAAGGAAAAGCUGACCUCAGUAUUGAGGGUCCUGAGGUAAAAGGAGGAAGAUUUAAAAUGCCCAAAUUUGACGUUUCACUUCCAAAGAUGAACCUGCCAGAGGGCAAUGUGGAAAUGCCAACAAUUGAUAUUUCACUCCCCAAAGGAAAAGUAAAGGGAGAUAUUGACAUUAAGGGACAAGUGAGUAAAGGAGGCAAGUUUCAUAUGCCUUCGGUUGAUAGCUCUCUUCCUAAAAUAACAGCCAAAGGAGUUGAUGUUGAUGUUGAAGGACCUGGACUUAAAGGGGACAUUUCACUCCCAGAAGGAAAAGUUGAGGGUGACCUCAAUAUUGAGGGUCCUGAGUUGAAGGGGGGUAAAUAUAAAAUGCCCAAAUUUGAUGUCGCAUUGCCAGAUGUGAGUCUCCCAGAGGCUGAUGUAAAACUUAAAAGUCCAGACAUAAAGGGAGGGAAGAUUGAGAUGCCAGACAUUGAUAUUUCAAUCCCCAAAGGAAAAGCAGGAGGAAAAAUUGAAGGACAUGCUGGCAAAGGAAGCAAGUUUCACAUGCCCUCUGUUGAUAUCUCAAUUCCUAAAAUCAAAGCAAAGGGAGUUGAUGUUGAUAUUCGAGGACCUAAAAUUCAAAAUGGAGGAAAGGUCCGUUGACAUUUCACUUCCCAAAGCAUCAAAGGUGACAUGUCACUUCCUAAAAUCACAUCUCCAGAAGUAGAUAUCAGCCCUGAAGGUCCUGAUGUUAAAGGAGGAAAGUUUAACUUGCCGACUGUUAACAUUUCACUCCCCAAAGGAAAAGUUGAGGGCGACCUCGAUGUUGAAUGUCCUGAGGUGAAGGGGAGCAAAUUUAAAAUGCCAAAAUUUGAUGUGUCUUUACCAAAAGUGAGUCACCCAGAAGGUGAUGUCCAUGCAAAAGGCAUAGACAUCAAGGGAGGAAAAUUCAACAUGCCAGACAUUGACCUUUCACUCCCUAAAGGAAAGGCUGACGGAGAUAUUGACAUUGAGGGACAAGUGAGUAAAGGAGGCAAGUUUCAUAUGCCUUCGGUUGAUAGCUCUCUUCCUAAAAUAACAGCCAAAGGAGUUGACGUUGAUGUUGAAGGACCUGAACUUAAAGGGGACAUUUCACUCUCAGGAGGAAAAGUUGAGGGUGACCUCGAUAUUGAGGGUCCUGAGUUGAAGGGGGGUAAAUAUAAAAUGCCCAAAUUUGAUAUUGCAUUGCCAGAUGUGAGUCUCCCAGAGGGUGAUGUAAAACUUAAAGGUCCAGACAUAAAGGGAGGGAAGAUUGAGAUGCCAGACAUUGAUAUUUCAAUCCCCAAAGGAAAAGCAGGAGGAAAAAUUGGUAUUGAAGGGCAUGCCGGAAAAGGAGGCAAGUUCCAUAUGCCCUCUGUUGAUAUUUCUCUUCCUAAAAUGAAAGCAAAAGGACUUGAUGUGAAUAUCGAAGGUCCUGAACUAAAGGGAGGAAAAAUCAACAUGCCAGACAUUGAUCUUGCAUUCCCCAAAGGAAAUGCUGACCUCAUUAUUGAGGGUCCUGAGUUAAAAGGAAGCCAAUUCAAAAUGCCAAAAUUAGACGUUUCACUUCCAAAGAUGAACCUGCCAGAAGGCAAUGUCAAAGUGGAAGGACCAGAGAUGAAAGGAGGAGAGAUUGCAUUGCCAGCUGUCGACAUUUCAGUUCCAGUGGGGAAAGUGGAGGGGGAUAUCAAUAUUGAAGGAACAUCUGGAAAGGGAAGGUUUGAAGUGCCAAAAGUUGACCUAUCUGGUAAAAAAGGUGGUGGGCUCCAAAUGCCAAGUCUUGACAUUAAUCUCCCCAAAUUCGAUCUUGACCUCAGCCUUCACUCUGGCCUGAAAGACAAAAGUCUUAAAGUAGACACCAGUGGACCUGAAGCAUCAGGAGAUUUGAAGAUUUCUGGUCUCAAAAGAGAUAUUAAUCCAGCCGAUUUGAAAGUUAAAGGUGCAGGCAUUGAGACAGGUGGUGUAGAUGGUCCAGAUGCAUCCCUCAAACUUCCUUCUGUCAAACUACCGACAGUCGACAUCUCAGCUCCAAGGGUGGAUCUAGACUUUGGCCUCACCAAACCUAAAGCUGACGAUGUGGAAGUGGAGCUUCUCAAAGCAGAGGGAGGCAGGCCUUCUUCCGGGGGCAGCUUUGAUAUACCUGAUGUCUCCCUCAAAGUCCCAAGUUUCUCUCUUCCUAGGUUUGGUGGAAAGUCCAAGAGUGGGGAUUUGGCAGUAUCUGGUCCCAAGGGAGACAUUUCCCUCUGCCCACCACAUGCAGCAGGAGAGAUUAGGGCACCAUCAGUAGAGUUUGAUGGGGAUGUAAAAGUCAAGGUGAAAAAGUCUAAAAUAAAAAUGCCCUCAUUUGGUGUAUUUAAAAAGCAUACAGAUGUAUCUGUGUCUUGUCCUGAUGUGGAUGUCAAAGCAAAAAAGGGGGGAAUUGGCAUUUCUAAACCACUAAUCAGUGUUGAGAGCCCAGACGAAAAAUCUAAAUACAAAGUAAAAUUCCCCAAGUUUAAAAUAUCCUCACCAAAAGGUCAACUCCCAGAGGGAGAGGUUGAUGCUAAACUGGAGGCCGAUGUCAAAGGGAAGGGUGGCUUUCAUGCACCUGAUGUCUCUGUAAAACUACCAAAGUUCUCCAUGCCAGGAUUUGGCUCUAAAGAAAAAGAUUUAAGGAAGCCAAGUGGUUACGUUGAGUCUAAGACCAAGGUUAAGAUGCCCUCUAUUGAACUGUCACUACCAGCUGCUAAAACACCAGAGACUGAGGUUCUUCUCCCCAAAGCAGAGGUUGACGUCUCAGAGGCUGAUAUCAGAAGUUAUGAGGGAAAUCUAAUGAUUCCCGGAAUGCCAACAAUUGACAUUUCCAUUCCCAAAAUGGACCUGGAUGUGUCCCUGCCAAGAGUAAAGCAUGAGUCAAAAGUUGAUGGACUAGGAGGAAAAUUCAAGAUGCCAGACAUCAAGAUGCCUGAAAUUGACUUGUCCCUUCCUAAAGGAAAAACAGGUGACAUUGAAGGUCACAUAUUUCUGCCCAAAGGAAAGAUCGAAGGUCCAGAUCUUGAAAUGGAGGGAGGUACCGGAGGGAAAUUCAAAAUGCCUCACAUGAAAAUGCCGAACGUCAAUUUCUCUCUGCCCAAAGGAAAGAUUGAAGGUCCAGAUGUUAAAAUGGAGGGAGGUACCGGAGGGAAAUUCAAAAUGCCACACAUGAAAAUGCCCAACAUCGACAUUUCUCUGCCCAAAGGAAAGAUUGAAGGUCCAGAUGUUGAAAUGGAGGGAGGCACCGGAGGGAAAUUCAAAAUGCCUCAUAUAAAAAUGCCAGAUGUUGACAUUGAUCUGCCAAAAGGAAAGAUUGAGGGACCAGAUGUUGAAAUGGAGGGAGGCACCGGAGGGAAAUUCAAAAUGCCUCACAUGAAAAUGCCGAACGUCAAUUUCUCUCUGCCCAAAGGAAAGAUUGAAGGUCCAGAUGUUGAAAUGGAGGGAGGUACCGGAGGGAAAUUCAAAAUGCCACACAUGAAAAUGCCCAACAUCGACAUUUCUCUGCCCAAAGGAAAGAUCGAAGGUCCAGAUGUUGAAAUGGAGGGAGGUUCUGGAGGGAAAUUCAAAAUGCCUCAAAUGAAAAUGCCAGAUGUUGACAUCAAUCUGCCCAAAGGAAAGAUUGAGGGUCCAGAGAUGGAGAUCAAAGGAGAAGGUGGAAAAUUCAGGAUGCCACAUUUCUCCAUGCCCUCUGUUGAUAUUUCACUUCCCAAAGGAAAGAUCGAAGGUCCAGAUGUUGAAAUGGAGGGAGGCACCGGAGGGAAAUUCAAAAUGCCUCAUAUAAAAAUGCCAGAUGUUGACAUUGAUCUGCCUAAAGGAAAGAUUGAGGGACCAGAUGUUGAAAUGGAGGGAGGUACCGGAGGGAAAUUCAAAAUGCCACACAUGAAAAUGCCCAACAUCGACAUUUCUCUGCCCAAAGGAAAGAUCGAAGGUCCAGAUGUUGAAAUGGAGGGAGGUUCUGGAGGGAAAUUCAAAAUGCCUCAAAUGAAAAUGCCAGAUGUUGACAUCAAUCUGCCCAAAGGAAAGAUUGAGGGACCAGAGAUGGAGAUCAAAGGAGAAGGUGGAAAAUUCAAGAUGCCACAUUUCUCCAUGCCCUCUGUUGAUAUUUCACUUCCCAAAGGAAAGAUCGAAGGUCCAGAUGUUGAAAUGGAGGGAGGCACCGGAGGGAAAUUCAAAAUGCCUCACAUGAAAAUGCCGAACAUCGAUUUCUCUCUGCCCAAAGGAAAGAUUGAAGGUCCAGAUGUUGAAAUGGAGGGAGGUACCGGAGGGAAAUUCAAAAUGCCUCACAUAAAAAUGCCAGAUGUUGAUAUUUCACUUCCCAAAGGAAAGAUCGAAGGUCCAGAUGUUGAAAUGGAGGGAGGUACCGGAGGGAAAUUCAAAAUGCCUCAUAUAAAAAUGCCAGAUGUUGACAUUGAUCUGCCUAAAGGAAAGAUUGAGGGACCAGAUGUUGAAAUGGAGGGAGGCACCGAAAAUGCCGGAGGGAAAUUCAAAAUGCCUCACAUGAAAAUGCCGAACGUCAAUUUCUCUCUGCCCAAAGGAAAGAUUGAAGGUCCAGAUGUUGAAAUGGAGGGAGGUUCUGGAGGGAAAUUCAAAAUGCCUCAAAUGAAAAUGCCAGAUGUUGACAUCAAUCUGCCCAAAGGAAAGAUUGAGGGUCCAGAUGUUGAAAUGGAGAGAGGUUCUGGAGGGAAAUUCAAAAUGCCUCAUAUAAAAAUGCCAGAUGUUGACAUUGAUCUGCCAAAAGGAAAGAUUGAGGGACCAGAUGUUGAAAUGGAGGGAGGCACCGGAGGGAAAUUCAAAAUGCCUCACAUGAAAAUGCCGAACGUCAAUUUCUCUCUGCCCAAAGGAAAGAUUGAAGGUCCAGAUGUUGAAAUGGAGGGAGGUACCGGAGGGAAAUUCAAAAUGCCACACAUGAAAAUGCCCAACAUCGACAUUUCUCUGCCCAAAGGAAAGAUCGAAGGUCCAGAUGUUGAAAUGGAGGGAGGUUCUGGAGGGAAAUUCAAAAUGCCUCAAAUGAAAAUGCCAGAUAUUGACAUCAAUCUGCCCAAAGGAAAGAUUGAGGGUCCAGAGAUGGAGAUCAAAGGAGAAGGUGGAAAAUUCAGGAUGCCACAUUUCUCCAUGCCCUCUGUUGAUAUUUCACUUCCCAAAGGAAAGAUCGAAGGUCCAGAUGUUGAAAUGGAGGGAGGCACCGGAGGGAAAUUCAAAAUGCCUCACAUGAAAAUGCCAGAUGUUGACAUUGAUCUGCCCAAAGGAAAGAUUGAAGGUCCAGAUGUUGAAAUGGAGGGAGGCACCGGAGGGAAAUUCAAAAUGCCUCACAUGAAAAUGCCCAACAUCGACAUUUCUCUGCCCAAAGGAAAGAUUGAAGGUCCAGAUGUUGAAAUGGAGGGAGGAGAAGGUGGAAAAUUCAAGAUGCCACAUGUCACCAUGCCCUCUGUUGAUAUUUCACUUCCCAAAGGAAAGAUUGAUGGUCCAGAUGUUGAAAUGGAGGGAGGUACCGGAGGGAAAUUCAAAAUGCCACACAUGAAAAUGCCCAACAUCGACAUUUCUCUGCCCAAAGGAAAGAUCGAAGGUCCAGAUGUUGAAAUGGAGGGAGGUUCUGGAGGGAAAUUCAAAAUGCCUCAAAUGAAAAUGCCAGAUGUUGACAUCAAUCUGCCCAAAGGAAAGAUUGAGGGUCCAGAUGUUGAAAUGGAGGGAGGCACCGGAGGGAAAUUCAAAAUGCCUCACAUGAAAAUGCCAGAUGUUGACAUUGAUCUGCCAAAAGGAAAGAUCGAAGGUCCAGAUGUUGAAAUGGAGGGAGGCACCAGAGGGAAAUUCAAAAUGCCUCACAUGAAAAUGCCGAACGUCAAUUUCUCUCUGCCCAAAGGAAAGAUUGAAGGUCCAGAUGUUAAAAUGGAGGGAAGUACCGGAGGGAAAUUCAAAAUGCCUCAUAUAAAAAUGCCAGAUGUUGACAUUGAUCUGCCUAAAGGAAAGAUUGAGGGACCAGAGAUGGAGAUCAAAGGAGAAAGUGGUAAAUUCAAGAUGCCACAUUUCUCCAUGCCCUCUGUUGAUAUUUCACUUCCCAAAGGAAAGAUCGAAGGUCCAGAUGUUGAAAUGGAGGGAGGCACCGGAGGGAAAUUCAAAAUGCCUCACAUGAAAAUGCCGAACAUCGAUUUCUCUCUGCCCAAAGGAAAGAUCGAAGGUCCAGAUGUGGAAAUGGAGGGAGGUUCCGGUGGGAAAUUCAAAAUGCCUCACAUGAAAAUGCCCAACGUCGACAUAUCUCUGCCCAAAGGAAAGAUUGAAGGUCCAGAUGUUGAAAUGGAGGGUGGUACUGGGGGGAAAUUCAAAAUGCCUCACAUGAAAAUGCCCAACGUCAACAUCUCUCUGUCUAAAGGAAAGAUCGAAGGUCCAGAUGUUGAAAUAGAGGGAGGUGCUGAAGGCAAGUUUAAAAUGCCUCAUUGGAAAAUGCCAGAUUUUGACAUCUCUCUACCAAAAGGAACAUCUGGCAAAAUUGAAGGAUCAAAGUUUGAAAUUGAGGAGGGCAUAUCUAAAAUGCCCCAGAUGACAAUGCCCUCAGUAGACAUUUCACUGCCAAAAGGAAGACCUGAAGGUCCCAAAGUUGAAAUGAAGGAUGAGGGAGGAAAGUUCAAGAUGCCAAAAGUGGAUAUAUCUCUUCCUAAAGGAAAACCUUCAAUAAAAGGUCCAGAGGUAGAUAUUAAGGCAGAUGGGGGACAGUUCAAGAUGCCUAAUGUUGACAUUUCUAUCCCUAAAGGAAAAGCAAAUAUUGAUAUACCAGAAGAGAAAAUGGAGUCAGAGGGAGGAACCAUCAAAUUGCCACAUAUCAAGAUGCCAAAAGUCGAUAUUUCACUACCUAAAGGUAAAAGUAAAGAUAUUGAAGCACAUGCUAUAGAGAUGGAAGUCCCAGGAGGAAAGUUCAAAGGGCCACAUGUUAAACUUCCAAAGGAAAGUAUAUCACUGCAGAAGAGUAAAUCAGGCGAAGCAGAUAUCAACUUACCAACCAUUGAGGCAGGAGGGAAAAUAAAAGUGUCACAAGUCACAUCACCAGAUCUGGACAUCGAUGUGACACUAAGUAAACCUAAACAAGACACAGAGGCACAUGGGGAAGCUGAUCUGCAUGUUGAGGGAGAGCACAAAGCUCUAAAACUCAAGAUGCCAACAAUAGAUAUCAAAGGUCCAAAAGGAGACCUGGAGCUUGAUAUAGGACUUUAUAGAGGAGAGGGCAAGAAGGACAGGAAAAAAGUUGAACUACCUGACUUGGAUCUCAACACAGCGGGAACCAGCAGCAAAGUAAAGGGGCAAAAAGUCAAAGGAACAAAAUUCAGGAUUGGAAUGCCAAAAAAGAAAACUGGCAGAGAUGUAACAGCAGAAGUAAAAAUUUGCAAAAACUGUGGUGCUGAGGAGUUAGGUGGUCAGGCCAAACACAGAUGCAAGGGUAAAGAAAGAUUCGAAUAUGAAGCUAAAGUUGAAACCCACCACGGACAUAAAGAGAACAAAGAUCGUAUUAACAUACCAGUGCCAGAGGUUACAUUACCAAGUGUUAGUCUGAAAACUAAACAAGGUUCAACUGACUUAGGGACAGAAGGAGAGUGUGGCCUAUUGUCAUCCAAAGCAGACAUCAAAGUUCCCAGGAUUCCAGACAUAGAGUUUGAUAUUGGUACAUCACAAGAUGAAGAUGAGGACAAAACAGAAAAGGGCAAGAAAAUCAAAAUCCCUAAGUUUGGCGUCCCAUUACCCUCCAUCUCCUCUCCUGAGGCAAGAAUGAAUAUCUAUGGGCAAGAAAUCAAGUAUGAAGGCCCGAAAAUCCCCAAAGUAAAGAAAGCUGUCUUUGUCUUAGUAAAUCCUUCACAAGCAGAUGGGCCCGCUGCAUGCAAAGACCUCCUAGAAGAGGAGAAACUCUCUGAGGCUGAAAAAGAGGACGUCAAAGUGAAGCCAAGUUUUGAGAGGUCCACGGAUAAAUCAGCUGCCGUAUCAUUUUCUCCUGGCAAAUCAGGGUCGUUUGAUGUUAGUCUAAAGGGCGAAGGUUCAAGUUCAAGUCUCAACGGUGAAAAAGAUGCAAGUCCUCACAAGGGCUCCAAGGGCAGUAAAGGGACAGUCAGUGGCAAAAUCAAACUUCCAAAGGUCGAGUUAACCUCUCCCUAUGGUAAGAUGGCUGCGGAGGGGGAGGACACGGAAAUGAGUGUGAAACUGGAAAAGGAUUCAUCGCCAGGACAAGUGGAAGACACUAAAGGGCUUAAAGUAAUAUCAGGCAAGAUGGCCUUUGGUUUUAGUGAGGAGCUCUCAAAGGAUGUGGUGUCAUCUCAUGCCAGAACAGAGAUGCUGGACAGGGACAGCUCAGAGUCCCCGGCUAGUUCUACCAUGGAGUUCAGUUCAGCAAAGGUCAAGGCUUGGAGUGAGGUCGAGAGCCAAAGCAGGGAGUCUGAAGAAAGAGAGUCUUCCCCCUGGUUCAAGAUCCCUAAGUUCACCAUGAAGCCACACUCCACAGGCUUCCUCCAAAUAGCCCAAGAGGGUUCUCCUCAGGCCCAGCAGGGGGAGAUGGGAGGUGAGGCCGACGUCUUAGGGUCUUUCUGCCUCCACACCUCAGGGCUCGACUUAUCCACCCAGGAAAUGUCUGAAGAGCACCAAGUCUCCUCCGCCGAGGAGGGAACUCUUACCAUGGUAACCAAGACCACCAGAAUCACUCGACACACGGUUACCACCGAAACGCGAGCAGGUGAAUCUUCUGCAACCACAACAACAACUCACCAGGUGUCGGAUUUCAAGUUCUGAGGAUGCUGUAAUAUCAUAAAAGUCUUUUGAUUUUUUUUGUUUUUCUUUGGUAAGGUUGCAGUGUUCUUGUAUGCUUAGCCUGCAACGUAGCAAACCUUCAUUAAGUAAAAGUCUUUAUUUUAUAUUUUAAUAGGUGAGGUAUGAAUGUGAUGAAAAACAAUGAAAUUUCAUCAAUCAGCAGUAUUGUCAUUAUUAAAGCAACAGAGUAAUAUAUGCUUCCUUUUUGCAUUUUAAAUGUGAUAUUUUUUGUAACAGAUUUUGAGUUUAGUCGUUAUUAUUUAUCAGACUUUGUUUGGUUUAAAAGUUUUCACUCUGAAUGUAAAACAUGUCACAUUGCUUUAUUAUUUAUUGUUGUUUGUGUGUUCAAAAUGCGCUGCAAUGAGUCAUUUACUCACAUCAGCAUCAUGGAUUUGACCACGAUUAGUUUAAAAUAAUUCAUUAUGAACCACUACAGUACAGGCCAGAGUAAUAUUAUUGUAAAUACAACAUUAUCAUGCUUUUAUUAAGCAGUAUCCCUUUGAUCGGAAAUGUAACUAUUUUCAUAUUCAACAAGUAGAAAUUAUAUUUUUGGUCUGAUUCUGAUCCUAUUUUUUUUGUCUUGGAGAAAAAGUGUGAGCUUUUUGAGAUUAUAGGCUAUUCUCCUUUGCUGCCAUAGUUUUAUAUUUUAAGCAUUUUGCUGGUGCUGUUACCCAGAGAUAGUCACAGUGAGUGUGGGCAGGACACACUGGACUCUUUUUCUGCUGUGGGGAUCAAAUCUGUGACUUUCAGGUUACAGGUUGCUCUCGAUCAUUUACUGUAGGCCACUUGCUGCUAGUCUUUUUUAUAUUGAUGUUUUUACUGUACUACAGAAAAAGAAGCCACUAGAUUUUAUGAUAGAGGCUUUAAGCUCCAAGGUACACCUUUUGACUGAGGCGGAUUUUUUUAAACUCAGCUGUAAACUAUGUUGAGUUUCAAACAUUGACAGCGAGCUUGGACGAUAUUUGGGGAUUUAGUGCUGUUGGGGAAUUUAACAAAAAAAAUGACCGUACCAAACAGCGUUUCUUCUUUUUAAAGUAAGUUGUUUUGAAACUACUGAUUGUAUACACCACUCAUAGCUAUUUAAUUACAAGACAUCCCUUUCACAGGAUACAACCAUCUGAUGGUUCAAAAUAAAGAUCUACCUUUCAAGUGGAUGUAAAGCAUUAAAUAAUCAACACCUAACUUGGUUUACUUUACUUGGUUGGUAGAUGGAUAGGACUCUUGGGAUAAAAUGCAUGAAGAAAUCCUGACAAAUCCCCUCCAACACUUUUUUUCUUUAAAAACUUUUAACACCAUGCCUGUAUUUUGGAUGACAAACAGAUAAUAGUUUUUUUAAAAGCCAGGGUAGACAGUAGUGACAUGCCAAGGUGACACACACCGAGUAGUAUCUACGUGUAUUGAGAUUUUUACCUUUCUGGUUUAAUCAUGUCUUCAAAUUUCUUUUAGAUUAUUAGGGUUUCAGUGCCAAGUUUUUUUGUCAAAGCAUUGGAGAGAAUGUUUUGAAGAUGUUACAUCAAUAAAAUGAUA